AUGGGUUGUUUCCGGCAAGAGCAGUUGUUACGCUUUUGGGAACUAGAGUCGUGUCAAUCUCAUAGCACUUUAUCGGUAGAAGAAACGCUUUGCGAAGCACAUUUUGCUGCGACAACUACUCGGAAUGAUUCGGGACGAUUUAUAACCCAGCUUCCAAAAAGGUCGACCGUCCUCUCGAAACUCGGAAAUUCUAAGGAAAUCGCCAAACGACGUUUCCUCGCUUUAGAGCGACGUCUUAACGCUAAUCCACAAUUGAAGAAAGCCUAUUCAGACUUCAUCGAGGAGUAUUAUCUGCAAGGUCAUAUGGAGGAGAUAGCCGAAUCGGAAGACCUGGACCCCGAAGUUCCAUCGUAUUAUAUGCCGCAUCACUGUGUCGUCAGACCUGACAGCUUGACUACCAAACUACGGGUAGUAUUCGAUGCUUCAUGUGCUACAGACAGCGGAGUAUCCCUCAACGACGGAUUGAUGAUUGGAUCCCCAGAUACGCGAUUGUGUCGGACAUUGAGAAGAUGUACCGGCAAAGCCACAUACCCAGAAGCAUCCAAAGUCAUAUCCAGAGAUUUUUAUAUGGACGACCUACUAACCGGCAUUGAUGACAUCCAGGAAGGCCAGCAGCUGUGUUCCCAGUUGUUGUAUUUGCUUCAGUCUGCGGGAUUCUGUCUCCGAAAAUGGUCUUCGAACUGUCCACAAGUUCUCGAACACUUCCCAGCAGAUUUACGUGACGAACGAACAGUUUUCAACUUGGAUUCCUCCUCCGCUCCGAUAAAAACGCUAGGAUUGAAAUGGCAGACUACCACUGAUGAAUUCCUCUUCGACGUACCCAAAUGGAACGAUACAGCUUUAAUCACAAAACGGAUCGCGCUGUCGGAUGCUGCCAAAUUAUUCGAUCCGCUUGGGCUUGUCGGUCCGGUAAUCGUACAGGCAAAAAUCUACCUCCAGGACUUGUGGCGAAGUCAGAAGCAAUGGGACGAACCUCUUGACAACGAACUACAACAGCGAUGGCUCGAAUUCCGGAAAAAUCUCGACGCUCUCCGAAACCUUUCUGUUCCUCGAUGGGUUGUACCAGUCGCCAAACCGGUGUCGAUCGAAAUGCAUGGAUUCUGCGAUGCAUCGGAAAAGGCAUACGGUGCGUGCAUCUACCUCCGUGUCCUAGCUGAAGAUGGAUCAGUCUACGUAAACCUUCUCACUGCAAAAUCUAAAAUAGCUCCUCUGGGAGACUCGCGGAAGCAGAAACGUGUCUGCUUACCUCGGUUGGAGCUUUCGGCAGCACUGCUCCUCGCACACUUGUAUCAAAAAGUGCAGAAUGCAAUCACAAUCGUGACGAAGGCAUUCUUCUGGUCGGACUCAACAAUUGUCCUUCAUUGGUUGUCAGGUACUCCGUCCCGCUGGAAAACCUUCAUCGCAAACCGGGUCUCGGAGAUACAGCACGCAACGGCAGCCCUCCACCGUUUAGUUGCGUGGGUUCGAAGAUGUACAUUCAAUGCGAAGCCUACUAACCGUACACAUCGUCGAUUAGAGCUUCUCAACGCAGCAGAACUCGAAGAAGCGUGCAAGUGUCUAGUUCGAAUUGCACAACAAGAAGACUUUCGAGAAGAAUUCACUUCGUUGGAAAACACGGGCGAGGUGAAACCAACGUCCAAACUGAAUGCGCUUACACCGUUUAUCGAAGAAGGUAUCCUGCGAGUUGGUGGCCGGCUGCGGCACGCAAGAGUUUCUCCAGCCCGCAAACAUCCUAUGAUUCUGCCAUCAAAACACCCGUUUUCAGAACUAGUUGCUCGAUACUACCACCAGGAAAUGCUGCAUGCAGGACCGCAAUUACUAAUCGCAUGUCUCAGGGAGAAAUUCUGGCCUUUGCGUGCUCGGAAUCUCGCGCGCAGGAUUGUACAUUCCUGUAUCAACUGCUUUCGCUGUCGUCCAAAGCACCAACAGCAAAUCAUGGGCGAUCUUCCGACUGAACGUGUUUCUCCCACGUUGCCAUUCCUGCGCACAGGUGUCGAUUUGUGUGGGCCUAUAUAUUUCCGCUAUCCUCAACGGAAUUCGCGUCCCAUCAAAGGUUAUGUGGCAGUAUUCGUCUGCCUUUCUAUCAAGGCAGUUCAUAUCGAACUCGUUGGAGACCUUUCAACGGCAUCGUUCCUUGCUGCUCUCAGACGAUUUAUCGCACGUCGAGGAAAACCAAGGCUUAUCGAGUGCGACAAUGCACGAAAUUUCCGAGGUGCUUCUCGGGAGGUGGCAGAAUUGGUCAAGAAGCUCAUUGACCAGCAGUUGCAGAAUGAAGUCAUCCGUUCGUGUUCCGACGACGGCAUCGAUUUUAAGUUUAUUCCUCCUCGUUCCCCGAACUUUGGUGGACUGUGGGAAGCAGCCAUCAAGUCAUUCAAAACCCACCUUAAAUCCACCCUCGGAAACACUAUCCUGACGGCCGAACAGCUGACGACGCUACUAGCUCAAAUCGAGAGCUGCAUGAACUCUCGACCCCUCACCCAGUUAUCGGCUGACCCUGAUGACCUCGAAGUCCUGACCCCAGGACACUUCCUAAUCCAUCGUCCACUCGCAGCGCUUGCUGAACCGUCAUAUGAAGAGCUACCUUUCGAAAGAUUGGACCGCUGGCAGCAACCAAAAACGAAAUGGACCCGCAAGAAGGACAACAUCAGCAUCGGAACCUUAGUUCUGGUGAAGGACGACGGAUUACCACCGCUCAAAUGGCGUUAUGGCAGAGUAACCCAUAUAUUCCUGGGUGACGACGGCAACAUCCGUGUCGUCGUAGUGAAGACCAAAAACGGAGAGUAUAGGCGCGCAAUCUCCAAAAUUUGUGUGCUGCCCAUCGACCAGUCAACACCACCUGCCGCGAACGAAGCUGCGGGUGACCUCUGA
Molecule: messenger RNA, 2868 nt
Organism: Toxorhynchites rutilus septentrionalis
Lineage: Eukaryota; Metazoa; Arthropoda; Insecta; Diptera; Culicidae
Exons: 5
Coding region: 1-2868 (955 amino acids)
Biological process (GO): DNA integration
Molecular function (GO): nucleic acid binding
Source: RefSeq, a predicted model, not a curated record